Galeopterus variegatus (Sunda flying lemur) is the source of this 6428-nucleotide messenger RNA. RefSeq names its product dedicator of cytokinesis 6 (gene DOCK6). NCBI's taxonomy places the organism in Eukaryota, Metazoa, Chordata, Mammalia, Dermoptera, Cynocephalidae. Bases 297 to 6203 code for a protein of 1968 amino acids. Gene Ontology annotation, cellular component: cytosol. Gene Ontology annotation, biological process: small GTPase-mediated signal transduction; positive regulation of GTPase activity. The transcript is spliced from 48 exons. The record is from RefSeq and is a predicted model, not a curated record. Gene Ontology annotation, molecular function: guanyl-nucleotide exchange factor activity.
AAUUUCCAGCCGAUGACUUGGAGCUGCUGCUGCAGCCCCGGGAAUGCCGGACCACAGAGCCUGGGAUCCCCGAGGAUGGGCUCCAGAAUCCAACAUCCCUGAGUUCAACUCCUGGCCCGGCUGUGUGACCUUGGACAAGGCAUCCUCCCUCUCUGAGCCUCCAUCUCCCCAUCUCUGAAAUGGGCAGAUGACUGUCCCAACCUCCUUGGCCAUUAGAACAUGGGGCGCUACCUCUGUUUACCCUGAUUUUAUUUUGCUGCAGAAAACUGGAUGCCCAGGUGCGGGCUGCGGUGGAAAUGUACACUGAGGACUGGGUGAUUGUCCACAGAAGGUACCAGCAUCUGAGUGCAGCGUACAGCCCCAUCACCCCAGAAACACAACGAGAGCGACAGAAGGGCCUCACCCACCAGAUCUUUGAACAGGACACUUCUGGGGAUGAGAGGUCCAGCCCUGAGGACUCGGAUGACACCCGGCGCUGCUCAGGCUCCCUAGAUGACACCCCUCGAAGCAGCGGCGCCUCUGGUAUCUUUGACCUGAGGAACUUGGCCGCAGACACGUUGCUGCCCUCACUGCUGGAGCGGGCAGCCCCCGAGGACGUGGACCGGCGCAAUGAAGCCCUUCGGCGGCAGCAGCGGUCCCCUGCCCUGCUCACCCUCUACCCUGCGCCCGACGAGGACGAGACUGUGGAGCGCUGCAGCCGCCCGGAGCCACCCCGUGAACACUUUGGACAGAGGAUCCUGGUCAAGUGUCUGUCACUCAAGUUCGAGAUCGAAAUUGAACCCAUCUUUGGGAUCUUGGCUCUGUAUGACGUGCGGGAGAAAAAGAAGAUCUCAGAGAACUUCUACUUCGACCUGAACUCAGACUCCAUGAAAGGGCUGCUUCGGGCCCACGGCACCCACCCGGCCAUCUCUACCCUGGCCCGCUCUGCCAUCUUCUCCGUGACCUACCCCUCACCCGACAUCUUCCUGGUCAUCAAGCUGGAGAAGGUGCUGCAGCAAGGGGAUAUCAGCGAGUGCUGCGAGCCCUACAUGGUGAUGAAGGAGGUGGACACAGCCAAGAACAAAGAGAAGCUGGAGAAGCUGCGCCUGGCGGCGGAGCAGUUCUGCACCCGCCUGGGCCGCUACCGCAUGCCCUUCGCCUGGACGGCCGUGCACUUGGCCAACAUCGUGAACAGCGCGGGGCAGCCAGACCGAGACUCGGACUCCGAGGGCGAGCGCCGACCCACCUGGACUGACCGCCGCCGUCGGGGGCCCCAGGACCGGACAAGUAGCGGGGACGACGUGUGCAGCUUCUCUGGCUUCCGCCCAGCCACGCUAACUGUCACCAACUUCUUUAAGCAGGAAGCCGAACGUCUCAGCGACGAGGACCUUUUCAAGUUCCUGGCUGAUAUGCGGCGCCCGUCAUCCCUGUUGCGGCGCCUGCGGCCUGUGACUGCCCAGCUCAAGAUCGACAUUUCCCCGGCCCCCGAGAAUCCCCACUUCUGCCUCUCUCCUGAGCUGCUUCAUGUUAAGCCCUACCCAGAUCCCCGGGGCCGGCCCACCAAGGAGAUCCUGGAGUUCCCUGCCCGCGAAGUCUACGCCCCCCACACCAGCUACAGGAACCUGCUGUACGUGUACCCGCACAGCCUCAACUUCAGCAGCCGUCAGGGCUCUGUGCGCAACCUCACCGUGCGCGUGCAGUACAUGGCGGGCGAGGACCCCAGCCAGGCCCUGCCGGUCAUCUUCGGCAAGUCCAGCUGCAGCGAAUUCACCCGCGAGGCCUUCACACCAGUGGUCUACCACAACAAGUCCCCAGAGUUCUACGAGGAGUUCAAGCUGCGUCUCCCGGCCUGCGUGACCGAGAACCAUCACCUGCUUUUCACCUUCUACCAUGUCAGCUGCCAGCCCCGGCCAGGCACAGCCCUGGAGACACCUGUGGGCUUUACCUGGAUCCCACUGCUGCAGCACGGCCGCCUGAGGACCGGCCCCUUCUGCCUCCCCGUGUCUGUGGACCAGCCCCCACCCAGCUAUUCCGUGCUCACACCAGACGUGGCGCUGCCGGGCAUGCGCUGGGUGGAUGGCCACAAGGGGGUGUUCAGCGUGGAGCUCACAGCCAUGUCAUCUGUGCACCCGCAGGACCCCCACGUGGACAAGUUCUUUACCCUGGUGCAUGUCCUGGAGGAGGGGACCUUCCCGUUCCGGCUCAAGGACGCCGUGCUGAGCGAGGGCACCAUGGAGCAGGAGCUGCGGGCCAGCCUCGCGGCACUGCGCCUGGCCAGCCCCGAGCCUCUUGUGGCCUUCUCGCACCAUGUGCUGGACAAGCUCGUGCAUCUGGUUGUGCGGCCCCCGAUCAUCAGCGGCCAGAUUGUGAACCUGGGCCGUGGGGCCUUUGAAGCAAUGGCUCAUGUGGUCAGCCUUGUCCACCGGAGCCUGGAGGCUGCCCAGGAUGCCCGUGGUCACUGCCCGCUGCUGGCUGCCUAUGUCUACUACGCCUUUCGCCUGCCUGGCACCGAGCCCAGCCUCCCGGGUGGAGCCCCACCAGUGACAGUGCAGGCUGCCACUCUGUCCCGUGGCUCUGGCCGCCCCACAAGCCUCUACCUGGCCCGUUCUAAGAGCAUCAGCAGCAGCAACCCUGACCUGGCCGUGGGCCCUGGCUCUGUGGACGAUGAGGUUUCCCGCAUCCUGGCCAGCAAGGGCAUCGAUCGCUCACACUCCUGGGUGAAUUCUGCUUAUGCUCCAGGAGGCAGCAAGGCUGUGCUGCGGCGGGUGCCCCCUUAUUGCGGGGCCGACCCCAGACAGCUGCUGCACGAGGAGCUCGCUCUGCAGUGGGUGGUGAGCAGCAGCGCCGUGCGCGAGGCCAUCCUGCAGCACGCCUGGUUCUUCUUCCAGCUCAUGGUGAAGAGCAUGGCACUGCACCUGCUUCUGGGCCAGCGGCUGGACACGCCCCGCAAGCUACGCUUCCCUGGACGCUUCCUGGACGACAUCGCAGCCCUGGUGGGCUCUGUGGGCCUGGAGGUCCUCACCCGGGUCCACAAGGACAUGGAGUUGGCCGAACGCCUCAACGCCAGCCUGGCCUUCUUCCUCAGUGACCUCUUGUCCCUGGCUGAUCGGGGAUUUGUCUUCAGCCUGGUCCGGGCCCACUAUAAGCAGGUGGCCACACGGCUCCAGUCAGCCCCCAACCCGGCAACACUCCUGACCCUGCGCAUGGAGUUCACCCGGAUCCUGUGCAGCCAUGAACACUACGUGACCCUCAACCUCCCCUGCUGCCCCCUGUCACCCCCGGCCUCGCCCUCCCCCUCCGUAUCCUCCACCACCUCCCAGAGCUCCACCUUCUCCAGCCAGGCCCCAGACCCCAAGGUGACCAGCAUGUUUGAGCUGAGUGGGCCAUUCCGGCAGCAGCACUUCCUGGCUGGGCUCCUGCUGUCGGAGCUGGCACUGGCCCUUGAACCUGAAACUGAAGGGGCAUCCCUGCUGCACAAGAAGGCCAUCAGUGCAGUGCACAGCCUGCUCUGUGGCCACGACACUGACCCCCGCUAUGCUGAGCCCACCGUGAAGGCCCGUGUGGCCGAGCUGUACCUGCCGCUGCUGUCACUUGCACGGGACACACUGCCACGGCUGCAUGACUUUGCUGAGGGCCCAGGUCAGAGGUCAAGACUGGCCUCACUGCUCGACUCAGACACAGAAAGCGAGGGGGACAUUGGAGGUACCAUCAACCCCUCAGUGGCCAUGGCCAUCGCUGGUGGCCCCCUGGCCCCUGGUUCCCGGGCCAGCAUCUCCCAGGGGCCACCAACAGCUGCUCGCUCAGGUUGUCUGCUCUCUGCUGAGUCAAGUCGGACCUUGCUGGCCUGUGUGCUGUGGGUACUGAAAAAUGCAGAGCCAGCCCUUCUGCAGCGCUGGGCUACCGACCUAUCCCUCCCACAGCUGGGACGGCUCUUGGACUUGCUGUGCCUCUGCCUGGCUGCUUUUGAAUAUAAGGGGAAAAAGGCCUUUGAGCGCAUCAACAGCCUCACAUUCAAGAAGUCACUGGAUAUGAAGGCACGGUUAGAGGAAGCCAUCUUGGGCACCAUCGGUGCUCGCCAAGACAUGGUGCGACGGAGUCGUGAGAGGAGCCCAUUUGGGAACCCAGAGAACGUACGCUGGCGGAAGAGCAUCACACACUGGAAACCCACCUCAGACCGCAUGGACAAGACCAAGGACGAAAUGGAACAUGAAGCCUUGGUGGAUGGAAACCUGGCAACCGAGGCGAGCCUGGUGGUUCUGGACACUCUGGAGAUCAUCGUGCAGACGGUGAUGCUGUCAGAGGCCCGGGAGAGCGUCCUGGGCGCGGUGCUGAAGGUGGUGCUGUACAGUCUGGGCAGUGCCCAGAGUGCCCUUUUCUUACAGCAUGGCCUGGCCACCCAGCGGGCCCUGGUGUCCAAGUUCCCGGAGCUGCUGUUUGAGGAGGACACGGAGCUGUGUGCCGACCUCUGCCUGAGGCUCCUGCGACACUGCGGCAGCCGCAUCAGCACCAUCCGCGUGCACGCCAGCGCCUCGCUCUACCUCCUCAUGCGCCAGAACUUCGAGAUUGGCCACAACUUUGCCCGCGUGAAGAUGCAAGUGACCAUGUCACUUUCGUCCCUGGUGGGGACGACGCAGAACUUUAGUGAAGAGCACCUGCGACGGUCCCUUAAGACCAUCCUCACCUAUGCCGAGGAGGACGUGGGGCUGAGGGACAGCACCUUCGCCGAGCAGGUCCAAGACCUUAUGUUCAACCUGCACAUGAUCCUGACUGACACGGUAAAGAUGAAGGAGCACCAGGAGGACCCCGAGAUGCUCAUCGACCUCAUGUACAGGAUUGCCCGGGGCUACCAGGGCUCCCCCGACCUGCGGCUGACAUGGCUGCAGAACAUGGCAGGGAAGCACGCAGAGCUGGGCAACCACGCCGAGGCCGCCCAGUGCAUGGUGCAUGCGGCUGCGCUGGUGGCCGAGUAUCUCGCCCUCCUUGAGGACAGCCGCCACUUGCCCGUGGGCUGCGUGUCCUUCCAGAAUAUCUCGUCCAAUGUUCUGGAGGAGUCUGCCAUCUCCGAUGACAUCCUGUCACCCGAUGAGGAGGGCUUCUGUUCCGGGAAGCACUUCACGGAGCUGGGGCUGGUGGGGCUGCUGGAACAGGCGGCCGCCUACUUCACCAUGGGUGGGCUCUACGAGGCAGUGAACGAGGUCUACAAGACUCUCAUCCCCAUCCUGGAAGCCCACCGAGACUACAAGAAGCUGGCCGCUGUGCAUGGCAAACUCCAGGAGGCCUUCACCAAGAUCAUGCACCAGAGCUCUGGCUGGGAGCGCGUAUUCGGGACGUAUUUUCGGGUGGGAUUCUACGGCGCCCGCUUUGGUGACCUUGACGAGCAGGAGUUUGUGUACAAGGAGCCGUCGAUCACGAAGCUGGCGGAGAUCUCCCACCGGCUGGAGGAGUUCUACACAGAGAGGUUCGGGGAGGACGUUGUCGAGAUUAUCAAAGACUCAAACCCCGUGGACAAGACCAAGCUUGAUCCACAGAAGGCCUAUAUCCAGAUCACAUACGUGGAACCACACUUUGACACAUAUGAGCUCAAGGACCGGGUGACCUACUUUGACCGCAACUAUGGGCUGCGCACCUUCCUGUUCUGCACACCAUUCACGCCAGAUGGGCGUGCGCAUGGGGAGCUGCCGGAGCAGCACAAGCGAAAGACGCUGCUCAGUACCGACCAUGCCUUCCCCUACAUCAAGACGCGCAUCCGCGUGUGCCACCGGGAGGAGACGGUGCUGACUCCAGUGGAGGUGGCCAUCGAGGACAUGCAGAAGAAGACACGGGAGCUGGCCUUUGCCACUGAGCAGGACCCACCAGACUCUAAGAUGCUGCAGAUGGUGCUGCAGGGCUCUGUGGGGCCCACCGUGAACCAGGGUCCCCUGGAGGUGGCCCAGGUGUUUUUGGCAGAGAUACCGGAAGACCCCAAGCUCUUCCGGCAUCAUAACAAACUGCGGCUCUGCUUCAAGGAUUUUUGCAAAAAGUGUGAGGACGCUCUGCGGAAGAAUAAGGCCCUGAUCGGGCCGGACCAGAAGGAGUACCACCGAGAGCUGGAGCGCCACUACUGCCGCCUGCGAGAGGCUCUGCAGCCGCUGCUCACCCAGCGCCUGCCGCAUCUGCUGGCACCGACCCCAGCCAGCCUCAGGAACUCCUUGAACAGAGCAAGUUUCCGGAAGACAGACCUCUGAGCAUAAAAAGGCCUGAAGCCACACCCAGAGGAACCAGCACGCAGGCCUCAGCUGUCUGUGCCUUACUGGGAGUCUCCCCUACUGCCCACUUGGCCUGGGGGUAGGGUGGGGGGGUGGUGACCACCUGGCACGUGGGGCUGGGCCCUCUGUUCCCCUGUUUGUCUGUUCCCCAUCUGUGUGCACUGAUGCUUACCUUUUUUAAUUUAAGAUUGUUUUUAUAAGCAA